CUUCUCUUCUCUUCUCUCUGCUGCCGAUGAGGAGGAGCUGUUUAUUCGUUCACGUCAUCCUCUAUCUCAUUCCCUUCUUCCUUCCUGCAAUACACAGGCAGAGAGAGAGCGUCCGCUUCGCUAAACGGGUGUGCAUAAUAUCAGUAAAGCGAAGAAAGAGAUUCCGAGCAGCGUUUCACUCCACCGGGACCAGGAGGAAGACUGUUGGCUGACUAGAUGUUACACUAAAGUCAUGGAACAGUUGAUCAAUAGUGGAACUCAGACGGACCCCGUGGUCGUGCUUUCCCUGGCGCAGGCAGCUGUUUUAGGCUUGAUUUCUCAGAACGAAGUGUUUGGAGCCACCAUAGCGCCCAAUGGCUUCUACACCGGAGAACCCAAAGAGUCCCCUCCUCCACAGCAGGAGCAACUAGAAUACGGUUUUACCGACCAGCUCAUCGGGGCCAAUGGAGACUACCUUCCAGAGACAGAGGACGGGGAGCCCCCGGAUGCAGAGGAGAGGAGGAAACCCGGCCCGAAAGGGAAAAGAAAACGGGAGGAGUCCUCGGGGUCUGAAGGUCUGGACUCAGAGGAGGCGAAGCAGGUCAAAGGAGAGGGCCGCUCUAAAAUAGACUGCAGCCAGAAACCAGCAAGCCCUUGCACUGGGGACGGGAUGAAAAUGAUCAACCCGUGCUGCUUCAAAAGCAAUCUUCCACACCUAGUCACUCCUGUAACACGUCACAAGCACAAGCAGAACGGGAACUGCUGUCCCAGCUGCAAGGAGGAGGGUAAAACCAGACGUGAUGAAGAGGAGGAGGAGGAGGAGGAGGAGGAGGAGGAGGAGGAGGAGAAGAAUAAUAAGAAUAAAGACCUCUCUGAACCCAGCGAAGAGAGCCAGGACAGCCCUGUUUUGAGCCAGUACUUCGAGCCCAGUGAAGUGGGGUACGAGUCUGGGGAGGUGGCCGGGCCAGAGGGUGAGUUUGAUGAGAACAGCCAGAACAUGAGCUGGCAGGAACAGACGGACAGUGAGGGAAACGCACAGCACAGCCGGCGGGUGCAGAUCGACCGGCUGGACAUCAACGUGCAGAUUGACGAGUCCUACUGCGUCGACAUGGGUGAAGGGCUGAAGCGCUGGAAGUGCCGCAUGUGUGACAAGUCUUACACCUCCAAGUAUAACCUGGUCACGCACAUCCUGGGCCACAGCGGCAUCAAGCCCCACGAGUGUCCACACUGUGGCAAGCUCUUCAAGCAGCCCAGCCACCUGCAGACACAUCUCCUCACCCACCAGGGCACGCGGCCGCACAAGUGCGGCGUCUGCAAAAAGGCCUUCACUCAGACCAGCCACCUCAAGAGACACAUGCUGCAGCACACGGACGUCAAGCCCUACAGCUGCUGCUUCUGCGGGCGCGGCUUCGCCUACCCCAGCGAGCUGAAAGCUCACGAGACGAAACACGAGAACGGGCGCUGCCACGUGUGCGUGGAAUGUGGGCUGGACUUCCCCGCACUGAGCCAGCUCAAGAGGCACCUGGCCACGCACCAGGGCCCCACCUCCUACGAGUGCUCAGAGUGCAGCAAGUCCUUCCACUACCGCAGCCAGCUGCAGAACCACCUGAUGAAGCACCAGAACAUCCGGCCGUUCGUCUGCAGCGAGUGCGGCUUGGAGUUCUCCCAGAUCCACCACCUGAAACAGCACGCGCUCACACACAAGGGUGUAAAAGAAUUCAAAUGUGACGUGUGCUCACGAGAGUUCACGCUGUCGGCGAACCUGAAGAGGCACAUGCUGAUUCACGCCAGCGUGCGCCCCUACCAGUGCCACAUCUGCUUUAAAACCUUUGUUCAGAAACAGACGCUCAAGACACACAUGAUUGUCCACUUACCUGUCAAACCUUUCAAAUGCAAGGUCUGUGGAAAAUCCUUCAACCGAAUGUACAACCUCCUGGGCCACAUGCACCUCCAUGCAGGCAGCAAGCCUUUCAAGUGCCCGUACUGCUCCAGCAAAUUCAACCUGAAAGGCAACCUGAGCCGACACAUGAAGGUCAAGCAUGGCAUCGUGGACAUAUCUCUGGACGGGCCAGAUCUGGACAUGAACAGCUCUGAAAACCCUGACAUGGAGGGUCAGGAAGACUAUGAGGAAGAUAAUUCCUAUGAUUACACUGAAUCAGAAACCCCUGACAACACACAAGACAUUUCCAAACUGUCUGAGGAGGCCAUGAAAGACAUGGGGUACUAUGACUUUGAGAAGGAGACAGACAGAUACCCAAUGGCUUGAAGGCUGCGAUGCAGUGUUCACUACAGUGAUGGGGAUGGGAGGUUCAAAGAGCCUGACGAAGCUCAGGGCACUGGAUUGGUUGGCUGUUGACGGCCCCAUCACAGAACCCUACUGAACUUCCAAGAAGUGCCUGCGGUGAGACGUGCUUAACAAUGCAGCUGUUCUGCCUCCAGGUCCCACUAGAUUGUACUGAAACCAGGUAUAUACAGUAAGGAAGGCAAACGGUUUCACACCCCAGUUCAGUGGGUGCCCAGUGAAACCAGUGACUGUUUAAUAUUCCUGCAGAAAAGUUCUGGCACUGUCUAGCCAUCCCUAGGGGGGGGGGCCUCUGGAAAGAAAAAAUAAAAACAUUUAGAUGCAACUUUUUCUCAUGUUUUCAAAUGGUUGAAGUAUUAUUCGUUGAUUGUGGUAUAAAUAGAACUUGUGGGAAAAAGUAGUCUUGCUGAUGAGUAACAGCCAGGGUCAGAGAAAAUAGCAAACAACGGUUUACAAACCAGUACUGCUAGAAAGUGUACAACCCUAGAAGUUCUUACAGUGAUGGUUAUCUAGGAGGCAAAAUAACCCCCCAACGGUGGGUCACGAUACUCUCAUUCUAAAAUGUAGGAUAUGGAUCCUCGGCUAAUACCCUACAUUGUCCAAGGCAGGGUUGAGGUGUUUACAUUGGCUGCUGCAUAAUGGGAACAGCAUCCGUGCAGCUUGAAAAGGUAAUACUAUUUAGACGGAUUGUUUCCUGCACAGAGACAGUUGUCAGGUUCACUGUUAUUAUGAUUGUUUUAUCAGUCCACUAGAUGGCGACCUUUAAGUGCACUGUGCUUCAAUUCCGAGUAGCUGCUGUUGAUGCUUCCCUGUGAAAUCCUAGUGUGUUCAAACCUCAAACAGGAAUCAGCCCUGGGCUUCUAGGGUUUGUUUAUUGACACUAUGGUGCCAAUAAAAAGAUGCUACUAUGUGUUAGUGAUGGAGGCUGAAAGAUAACAUGCUGUUGCUGCCUCCACAUGGCCAGCUUGGUGGAACGUUGGUGAAUAUGGAUUGUCUCCUGAAACCCUUUGUAUUCCCUGAAUGCCAGGGUUUGAAUUGGAGACGUCUCCAAAGUGAAGUCUCUUUUGGGCCGUGGGUGUGUCUGUAGUCAGGGCAGGGUGAUGCACCGAACCCUGGAGUAAAGAAUGGGAAAACAACUGAAACAAGGAUUAGACAUCAGGUGCAAUUUGAAUGAUAACUUUUACAAUAAGUGUUCUAAAGAAAUAUACUUUUUGCUAGUUCUUCUGGAAAUGUACAGUUCACUUAGAGGAACAGCCUGUUUUCUCUUCACAUGUUAACACGUUUAUAGAGCAUGGUUCUGCAUUUGGCAAUGCGUUGCUACAUACCUGUUUUGCAAAGAUACCAAUAGAAGUUUUUUGACAAGCUGAAAAUGUUGUCACAGAUAUAUAAAUCAAUCUUUUGCCCAUUAAAAUGAUUCCUGCUUGUAUGGAUUGAAGUAUAAGCAGUUUAGUGAUUGUAUUAGUGCUUAUUCAUGUGUUCAAGUACACUAAUCUGUAUUGUACUUCUAUUAGUUCUGUUCAAUCUCAGGGCCUUUGUGUGUUCCUUUCAUUCAUCUGGUCACUGUGGACCAAAGAAUUUGACUACUACCAAAAGAAAGACUUGAAGCCAAACAGUGCAGAAAAUGACUAUUAUUCCAGCACCUGGAACGGAGCCUCUUGACGCAUUGUACCACAUUCUUACAAAUCCUGGUUUUCUGAUCAAGAUGGGAAGACAACUAUUGAGCAAGUGUGUGAAAGCUGGUCUUUGAUUCUGACCUGAAAUAUUGCAUCUGAGUUGUUGUAAAAUAGCAAAACUACUUACGUACAUUAUUGCAACUUAGUGCACCAACUAGGACCAGUAUCUGUGAAAACUCCUGCUGUAUGUUCGUGUUAAGAGUGAGAUAGUGUACUGUCCACGGAGUGUGCUGUAGCAGGGCUCCCCUGCCACCAGGAGGAGCUUGCUGAAUGCUGUGCUGUGUAUUGUGUAGAGCUGCACUACACUGCUUGGCAGUAUUAACAUGUAAAUGCAUUUCAGAUAUUCCUUUUAGGCAUUAACAAGGAUACAUGUGGGGGGCAGAUUCCCAUGGAGAUCUUUCAUUAUCCAUCUCCACCACACUGAGGCAUUUAAAAGGCUUUAGCCCUCCCUCUCAUCUCCGUAUAGUUUAUAAUACUUGAGUUUCCUAAAGAGCAUGCCAAUAACAAAUACACUGGAGAUACAAUGACACUAAUUUGCCCUGUGUUGGGGACUCUCUCCAGUAGCUGACAGAGGUUGAGUUGCUGUUGACUAAGCUGGCGUAACUGUGCACAGAUAAGAGAGAAGAUAUUGCAUUUCCUAACCUUCACAGUUAAGACACAAAUAAAACCUUUUGAAAGGA
Messenger RNA from Polyodon spathula (Mississippi paddlefish), 4634 nucleotides. Its product is annotated as zinc finger protein 710-like. Gene Ontology annotation, cellular component: nucleus. NCBI's taxonomy places the organism in Eukaryota, Metazoa, Chordata, Actinopteri, Acipenseriformes, Polyodontidae. The transcript is spliced from 5 exons. Bases 233 to 2245 code for a protein of 670 amino acids. The record is from RefSeq and is a predicted model, not a curated record.